GCCAGCCCAUCCUCAAGUUUCACUACACGCUCGGACAUCACACACAUGCACACAAUGAGCUCUGUCUUUGAACUGAAAACACUUCAUUUCAUGCACCGGAUUUGAGCAACCACGGAUUGCUGCUCCAUAUGAGGAAGAAAAUCUUAAAAGCACCUUGUCUCUUCUUGAGUCUGUUCACAAGUUUGAAUCUCUGCUCCGGAAAAUUUGGCACGGCGAUAACUGACGAUGUGAGCAAGCUGUCAUUACUGAAGCAGAACAUCCCCUCUGAUUAUGAGAUUCCUGUUACUUACAUUCCCAAAGAAGUGGCUGGCACGUGCUGGGUGGUGUUGAACAUAUAUCCGUUGGAGCAAAGUCUUCGGAAGCUGGCCAGCAUGUUCGGUGCCAUCUCCUCCAACAAAGAAAACAUAAUUGUCUUCAUUGCGAUGCUAAAGAGUUUCCGCUUCACCUUUGACCACGAGGAACUGGAAACAGCGAUGCAAGUCUUCCAGUGUCACUACCAGGAGGGGAGCUUAAUGUCUGGUCUUUACUUUGACUACAUCAAAGACGUCUUACACGCCGCUUCUCAAGAAACAUCCGGCCUGUCAUGCAAGCCGCCACCGUGCCUUAAUCCACAACAAACACCAGGGGGUCUGGAGGAGGGUCGCGAACACAGCUGGUUGAAGAGAACUCCAUUGCUUCUGGCUCUCAUCCCCUUCACAGCUUGUGUUGUUGUCAUAGUGUGGCUGGUCAAGUCUGGGAGGCUUUUACCAGUUUGCAACACUGAAAAUAGCCAAAUGGCACCUUCUGACAUGAUCUCAACUGUGUCUAUCUCCAUCCCACUUCAAACACUCACCCACGCUGCUGACACUGAGCCAGUGGGGGAGGCGAUCCCUGAACAUGAGAGCGGAUGAAGCAUGAUUAAUAGAAAAGGGAAAUCUGGACCGCAGAAUAACCACUCACUCUCCAGGUUGCUCUGUUAUUGGCAGGAGCCUGCUGGAUAAACGAGUGUGGUCUGACACUUCCUCUGCUUUCACUCAUCUGAGUGCAUGGACCUGAGCUAUGACAGAAAAACCUGCCGUGAAGACAGGUGCGACACAAAAUCCCCUAGGCACUUCUAGCACUUAACCACUGAAAGAGGGUUUUUUGGGACCAGAGGAAGAACUCACUACACAAUGGCUGGUUAUGUGCCAAAAGGACUGGUGAAGUACAUUAAUUGUCUCGUCUUGGCCAGUGUUUUACAGCAUUUGGCUCGUCUUCUCUGAGCAGUUGAGUUUUUUUCAUUCUUGCCACUCUGAACGGUUGCCAUUCAGGGUGUUGCCAUGCUCGAGUUUUGGGCUGCAAUCAAAUGUAUCAUUGGAGCCUCAAAUCAAAAUGAUAUUACACUGUUUGGAAGACGUCAUUUCAUUCUGAGAUAGGACUCCUGUCAUCAGUCUGUUGGCUGUGUCCUGGUGGUUUCAGAGACUGUCCUUUCACUGCUGUCAACACCCAACACACUGAAUCCCAACCUGCUCCUUUAUAUCUACUGAAAUGCAUAUACACCAAGAAAUACAUUUCAAUCUACUUCUCUUAUGCAUCAGGUGAUUAAAGAAGCUGCGUUUGAUUUUCUGCAGCUUCUCUUUUACUUGUUGAUAUUAUUCUGAUCUGUCACAAAUUGCAAACCUGCUAGUCACAAACAACACGUCAAGCACUUCAACAAGCGUCCUACUUUGUGUAUCAAAGAUCUGACCAGAUGGCAGAUAGCCAUCGCCAGAGGCACUUUGAAUCCCAUCAUUGUAUUUCAAAGCUGUUGCCCAGUGAUCUAUAGCUGCUGCUCGGCCACAGUGAGUGUGUUUUUAAUGCCUUAUUCACUGAGUCAAUCAUGUUCAGUCAUGAGAACAUGACUCCCCGAGUGUGAGCGCUCUUGUACUGUAUGUGUCAGAGAGAGGGAGCGAGUGACAGGACAGGCAGGACGAGGGAAAGUGAGGGAGAUAGGGAUGGAUAGAUGGAUGGAGGGAUGAGCUCAGUGAGAAGCAUAAGGAGGGCUUGUUCUCGCCACAAAAGAACUGGCCGUAGGCUGGAGGAAAUGCCAGUUACAAACACGACUGAUGUCGGCAGAUCCCUAUGAAUCAACAGGCAAAGAAUCUUUCCAGACCGCAGGCUAUGUAGCCUCAUCUACAGAGGAUGGUUAGUAUUUCAAUAACAGUUUUCUGUAUUCUAAUGAUUUAUUUCCAAAACACAUUGACGAAAAAGGGGAAGAUAUACCUUUAUUAAAAUGUUUUGAAGUUGUAGGUCUACGUGUUUUAUUGUCUUUCUGGUGACCAAUUUGUAUUUUAUUUUUUGUAUUUUUUGUGAAAAUGUGUAUUUGCAUUGUAUGUGAUAUUUAAGUUAUUUUGUUACGAGAUAAACCACAAAAUGUCAGGAACUUUUCUACAAUUGUAAUGUUGAAAAAUAGACACAUUUAAGUCACGAAUGUAAAGGGGGUAGACAGAAUACUGUGUACAUUCUGGAGAAGCACAUUAUAACCUUAAAGUAACUAAAUCACAAUAGUGUGUUACAGCACUGGGUCUUAAAGUUGGUCAGUGUUCAUAUUUAUGAAAUAUUUACAACUUUUUGUCUACCCCCUGCAAACGGCCCAUGAGCAAAUCAUGUUGUCACUAUUAUAUGUAUGUUCUGAGAAGAUUUGUCAGUAAUGUAUAAAUAAAUAUAUAUAUAUUGGUACAUGUUAUUAUUGUUGUCAACAACAACACAGUGAAGUCUGAAUGUUUCCUUGGGUUCUUUUAAUUAAAAAAAAGAAUAAAAGCCUACAAAAAAAACUUUCCUUAAUAUGGACAACAGUGGACUUGACAUAAGGCCUCCAUUAUUGUUUUUUGUCAUAUUUGGACAUACUCCCUGACCUAUGAUGUCAUUUAACGGAUGCUUGAUAAUUAUUUGAUGCUUUGUUGCAGUGUUUAUUGAUUGCAUAAAUAACAAUAGCAUCAAUAAAACGUUUUGGUGACUAAAUUUGUUAUGAUGAAACGGCAUUUGUGUUUGUUCCACAACACAAGGAGCAAUGCUUUUGAGCUGGAUCUGUAACUCCUUUGUUUUCAUUGAACAUGUGACUACAUUUUACUUUGUUUUAAUAAAAAUACAUUUACA
Molecule: messenger RNA, 3093 nt
Organism: Centropristis striata (black sea bass)
Lineage: Eukaryota; Metazoa; Chordata; Actinopteri; Perciformes; Serranidae
Exons: 7
Coding region: 129-890 (253 amino acids)
Biological process (GO): positive regulation of cell population proliferation; cell adhesion
Cellular component (GO): plasma membrane
Molecular function (GO): cytokine activity; stem cell factor receptor binding
Source: RefSeq, a predicted model, not a curated record